AUAAUGUUGGGACAUGGAAUGGAGGUGAAGAAUGGGAGAAAAGCAGUAGAAUUGGGGGAAAAGUUACUGAAAUUUCAGUUUUAAAACUGCAAAUUUGCAGUUGAAAGUUGUAAAACUACCGCAAGUGAAAUUGUCAGCUCUCUCUCUCCCUCUCUCUUUCACUAGAGAGUUCAGGUGCUCCGACUUUGAUGUGCUGGCGACUUUUUUGUUUUUGUUCAAAUUUAAGGUUCGAUAGUCAUGGAUUUGCCUCUUCAGGACUCAUCAGACGACGUAACAUCCUUUGCAUCCAAGAGCGAAUACUAUACUGAAGAUGAUUUUCUGGACGGCUUUUCUUAUUGUCAUGGGCUUGAUAUGUUGGAGGAAGAUGCUUUGAAUGAGAAAUCUUGUAUGCAAGUGCUAAAGAUAUGGAUUGACAAAGCAAAUGAAGAUAUUGUAAAACUUGAAGAAGAUAUAUUGAUGCUUCAGCGCCAACUGGUUUGGGAUGAUGAGAAGUGGUCUAAACAAUGCUCUGCUGCUCUGAGAGAAAAGAUUGAUCAACUUGCUAUUUUGAUAGAACGCUUGAAGAAGGACAGUAGAGAAAAUGGCCUCCAUUUGAAAACCGAGGAACUGCCACCAAGAUUACAUGAUCUGAAGCCUUUGCUGGAAAAUUACUUAGCAAAGAGUGAGCAAACAGAAACCAGUAUGAUACAGAUGCCUGUCUCACCUACUGUUGAACUCAUCAACAAGAAAAUAGAAGAGAAUUCAGGCACCAUCAUGCUCAAAACCUAUGAGAGAAAGAGCAAGUCCACGGAGCUUGAAGAGAGGAAAAUAUGCCCUCUCCAACAAAAGAAAGACGCAGUUAUCAGAAACUUUGAUGCAAGUGGCGACAUGUGUACAAACGAUGAGGUCUCCAAAAAGGUUAUAAGCAAGCCAAACACACUAGAACCAAGGAGAAUGCUAAAUUUGGUUCACGUAAAGUUAGAGCCAGCUGAUCCCAUGGUGAAGGAAUCAAGUGCAAGCACGUCUAUAGAGAAAGUUCAUCCAAGAGAAAAUCCAGAGACGAGAAACAACGAUAACAAGGCUAUAACCGAGGCAAAAGCCAUGCAAGGCAGGAUUCAACAUGAAAUCAAGGUGGAUCCUGGGAAAGCAAGAACCGAAGAAGCUUCAAAUAAGGUACAGGAAGCAAGGGUUCUCUCCAUGGAGCCUUCGGUGAAAACGAAAGGAAGAAAUACAAAAAUUUUACAAACACAAGAAGCAGUGAAGGAUCUAGCAACAGAAAUGAAGAAUUCCCCCUGCUCAUUGAAUGACAUUACUGAACAAGUGAAAAGGCCAAGAAUGGAGUUGGAGCAUCAAAUUCAAGUGCAACAGAAGAUAUGCAAUGAAUGCCAACAAAUUCUUAAAAACCCAGCAGAGCAUGAAGAUCACUUAAUGGGACAGAAGAAAGAUGGAGUUUUGGAGAAAGAAACUGAGCAGCAGGUGAGUAAGAACGAUGUAGCUGGCCCAUCAGAAGGCACUGCAGCUUCGAAUUUGUUGCCACAAGAGGCGAGGAAACUGCCUCUCAGUUCACAAACCACAAGCAAGAAAGGAGGUCUCAAGAGGUCUCUGGUGAAACAGGCUAAGACGGAGCGUGAUGCCUCCAAUAGCACAGCUGAGGAAGCCACAGAUGGGGUGAAGAACGUGCCCCAGAUUCCGUCUCCAUGCAUCAAGGAUAAGGAGAAAUUAUUGCUUUCCGAUCUCAGGGCCAUUGCAAAGAGUCAAAACUUGCACGGCUACUAUAGACUUAGGAAGGAUCAGCUGCAAAAACUUCUUGGACUGGAAUAAUUGUUACUUUGGCUUCCAUCUGUAAAUACUGUCUAAGUACUGAUCAUGACUCAUAGGAGAAGGAUAAAAAAGGUGCUUUUCAAACUCGACUGUGGAUCCGACACUAAGGCAGAGAAGGCGAUUGAUAUAUAGUAAUUUUGUACAUGGAAAGUCUAUUACUGCAACUUAUAGUUGAGCUCAUGAGCUCAAAAUUGACUCCAAUACGUGCAAUAUAGCUCAGGAAUUUGCAUUUU
Molecule: messenger RNA, 2033 nt
Organism: Salvia miltiorrhiza (redroot sage)
Lineage: Eukaryota; Viridiplantae; Streptophyta; Magnoliopsida; Lamiales; Lamiaceae
Exons: 9
Coding region: 238-1800 (520 amino acids)
Source: RefSeq, a predicted model, not a curated record